Molecule: messenger RNA, 2679 nt
Organism: Hipposideros armiger (great roundleaf bat)
Lineage: Eukaryota; Metazoa; Chordata; Mammalia; Chiroptera; Hipposideridae
Gene: TAFA4
Product: TAFA chemokine like family member 4
Exons: 6
Coding region: 506-928 (140 amino acids)
Biological process (GO): phagocytosis; macrophage chemotaxis
Molecular function (GO): receptor ligand activity
Source: RefSeq, a predicted model, not a curated record
GGCGGGGGGAGGGGCACCAGGCCGACCCGGCCAAUCAGCGCUGCCCGCCGCGGGCCCAGCCCCUCCUGGAGGGCGCGCUCGCAGGACUCCCUUUCCCACUGCUGGUUAACGCGCCGCCUUGGACGGGGCGUACUGCCCCCGCGCGCGGCUGCUGAUCGACCCCAGGCGUGGAGGUGCAGCUACUGCUUCUGCAGCCUCUGCUUCUCCCGCGGCAGUUUCGGACUUGAGUUUGGAGAGACGUGGCAACUUUCUUUACAGCUAGCCUGAGGAGGCGAUGGGCCGUUCUCGGGGGGCCCGCGGGGAGGCGGCACCGUGAGCGUCCUCGGGUGCGGAGAUCGGUGCCUCGACUUGGAUGCGCAGGCUUGGCUGCCGGCUGUAGUCGAGUUUUCCAAGCUAAGAUAAUUUUUUAGGACUGCAGAAAUGGUUGGUCCUAGCUACAAAUGGGAAUUUGGAGUCACUCUGAAAUACAUCCUGAAGUAAUUGUAUUUGACUGGAACGAAAUCUUAUGAAGUCUCCAAGGAUGAGAGUCUGUGCUAACUCGGUGUUGCUGUCACACUGGCUGUUGCUGGCCUGCCUGUUAAUCGUGUGCUGUAAGCUGAUGUCUGCCUCGAGCCAGCAUCUCUGGGGACACGCAGGUCACCACCAAAUCAAACAGGGAACCUGUGAAGUGGUUGCUGUGCACAGGUGCUGUAAUAAGAACCGCAUAGAAGAGCGAUCACAAACAGUCAAGUGUUCUUGCUUUCCGGGACAGGUUGCUGGCACAACUCGGGCUCAGCCUUCUUGUGUGGAAGCGUCUAUCGUGAUUCAGAAAUGGUGGUGUCACAUGCAUCCGUGUUUGGAAGGAGAGGAUUGUAAAGUGCUGCCAGAUUACUCAGGUUGGUCCUGUAGCAGUGGCAACAAAGUCAAAACUACCAAGGUUACACGGUAGCAGAGAGAGGUGUGCUUCAAUCCCGGAGGAGCUACAAGACACAGCACUCUCUUGUUUGGAUUACUGGCCUGGUCUCUUUGUGGAAAACUGUCUUGGAUUCCCAGCAACAUUAUAUGUGCAUACGUGUGCUGUGAGGAGUGGCGUUCACUUACCGGUCCCAGCCCUCUGUGCUUCAUGAUUUUAUGACAUUGAAUUAUAACCACAGGCUGCCACACAAUUGACAUCCUAUCUGGAUCCCAAGGAACAUACCUCUAAGAAAUCCUGGAGGAACAAAACAUAGACUUCAGAAUGGAUUGCCACUAAAGGAAUGUUGGGUCUUCAUUUCUUUCUGCCUUUACAAAGAAAUGUGGACAUAGGUUUCACAGGGUCCUCAUGCAUUUCCUCUUUUGAACUUUUCCUUUAGCCCUUGCAUUAAAGUGGUUUGAAAGGGAUCUAAAUAACAAAACAUUUUUGCAAAACAUAUUUAUGGAUGUAGGUUAAUGAAUUCUGAUAAACUGGUAAUGAAAAUUUAUUUUAUAAACCUUGAAGAAUAGCAGGACUUAUUGAGGUUAUUGUGUGUGAAUUUUAUUUUUCCUUUUGAUGAAUUAAAAUUUUUGUAUUUUAAUUUCCAUUGUCAGGUUAGCAGAAAUAAAAUGUGAACAUUUUAACUUCAGUGUACCAUUUUGCUGAGUGCUAAGAAAGCCUAUCAACUUCAAUAUUUUAUAACCAAAGCUCUAUCAUGACAUAUUCACACAAGAAAUAAAACCUGUUGGGAUUUUUAUGGCUAAUGUGUAGUCAUAGAAGUAAGUAAUUUAAAAUAGAAAAUUAUCUCUGUUUAGAUCAAGGGUGAUUUCUUAGAUCCAGUUUAUGUCAAUUAUACUAAAAUAUUUUGUUACUUGUAGACAAGAGUCUUGAAAUGCUGAAUUUUUAGACUGUAAAAGAUUUAUUCUUAACUUAGCUCUUUACCUGCUUAUUUGUUAAUCAUUUUAUUUCUUUAAAUGUAAGUAAAAUCUGAGACUUUUUUUCUUGGCUUAAUGAUUUUUGUAGCAGAUGUGUCUUCGCAUAUUCUCAGAAAGCUGUCAUGCAGAAAUAUAUUACAGAUGAAAAGCAACCGACCCAGAUUUUAAAUGCAUAAUGUUAUUAAAACACAUACUACUAUAAUAAUAUGGGAUAGAUUUUAUAUUAUAUAUAGUAAGAAAUGCCCAAAGCUUACUUUUUGCACUAUUAUCCCUGUCCCCUUACAAUUAUGGGGAUUAUAUUACUAUAAUGUUUAUAGUAGUAACAAUUACAUCUACUUGAUUGUAUUCUUGCAAAAGGAAUGGAAAUAGGUGAUAUCCAUUUGUUUGCUAAGUUUUGUUUGAAUUUGACUGAUUGGAUGUUUAUGAGAAUUAUUUCUUUUAGUAAGUAAAAAAUUCAUUCUGCUGAUGGCAUACUGUAAGUUUUUGUGAUUAUUUUAUUACCUUGUGUUAACAUCCCAGGCUUGCAAAUUUUAAAUGCAAAAGUGAAAAAUAACUUAAAAAAUAAUAUUUAACUUUGGGGAUGUGAACUAUAAGGAAAACUUGAGACUUAAAUAUAAAUUGCUACUUUAUUUCUUCUCCCAAACCAUGUAGUAUUAAGGAGAUAAAAUCUAGGGGGUUUAAUUAAGUUUAAAACAUUCAUGAUGUUUAAUGUAUACUCUAUUGCCUUUAGUAUAAGACCUUCCAUUUUAAGAAGAGAAUUAAAAAACAAUAACUAGGGACCGGCCAGUGGCGCAAUGGUUAAGAGCUGACUUG